Messenger RNA from Drosophila elegans, 740 nucleotides. RefSeq lists its product as uncharacterized. Lineage: Eukaryota; Metazoa; Arthropoda; Insecta; Diptera; Drosophilidae. The coding region runs from base 114 to 686 and encodes 190 amino acids. The record is from RefSeq and is a predicted model, not a curated record. The transcript has a single exon.
AACUUCAUUCGUUAUUUUUUUUAGUCAAAUAUAGUCAGGCAAGAUUCAAAAUUUAAAAAAAAGUGAUUUAAGCAGAUCGUGAUAUUUAAGUAGUAGAAUAGUUGUAAUCCGAGAUGCAUUUUUUUGGUGCUCUGGUCAAUGUGCUGCUGGCUGCGGCCUGCUUGUACGCAAUGUACUCAUUGACUCCGGCGGACAAUCCGUACGGUUACUUGGCGGCAUCCUUUACCUUUGUGCACGGACUGCUGGGGCUGGUGCGCUCCUUCACCGACGAGCUCGACGAGUGUGGGCGCACCUUUGUGAUCUCUGCUAGUAUACUGGAGGUCAUACCACUGCCCCUGGCGAACAUCGAGUUCUACCUGGUAUCCGAUCAUUCAGGAGUGGCGCUGGUGCACGGCCUUUCGCUCAUACCGCUCUUCUACGACAUGCUCGGAAAGAUGGGAGACGAAUGGGACAGUUCCACAGAGACGCUCAAGGACCUUGCGCUCAUCGGAAACAUUGCAUCCACCUCGUAUCUGGCCAUCAAGGAUGGCAACCAUAUUUAUGCCGCUAUAGCUGCCACCGCAUUUAUAGUACGAUUCGGUGCGGCUCUGAUCGAUCGUUUCGUGGAAGGUCUCGGCGCCCAUGCGGCAACAGUGGGAAAUGCUGGAAUCUUGGCCCUUAUGACCUACGCACUCACUGAGGGCUAAUCGCUUCAACUCCAAAUAGAGCUACUCAGGGAAUUAAAACUUAAUUAAACUUGA